Messenger RNA from Brenthis ino (lesser marbled fritillary), 1035 nucleotides. NCBI's taxonomy places the organism in Eukaryota, Metazoa, Arthropoda, Insecta, Lepidoptera, Nymphalidae. The record is from the annotation of a GenBank genome assembly.
AUGAACGUUUACAUUUGCCUCGCCGCUUCCGUCGUCCUUUGUGAAGUGGAACUCGCUUCAGUCACUCGCUCCGACGCAGUUACAGGUAGAGCUUCACUGCGCACAAACGCUACGCAAAAGACCAAUAACUUUGUAGAAGUAAUAAAAAAAGAUCUCAAACGCAACAAUGAUGACUACAAGGACCUCACAACAGAGAGCAAGCUCAUUAUCACCAAUAAACUACUUGACUUUACUAUUAAAACUGUUCCAGUCGUAUUUGAUAGCAAAGUUGUAAACGUUAAAAAUAACGUGAAAACUUUCAGAAGAACUAAUGACCGAUCCUAUGAAUAUUACGACUUUCUUAAUAAAGAACCUGCUAACAAUGAAAAUUUAAAAAGUACUAAAAGUACUUCCAAGAUGGUGACAUACAAGACUCCGAGAUUACGAAACUUAUCACCCGGGCUUAAUUUCAUGCCUCCUGUACAUAAUCAAAGUGUGAUUGAAAAUCUUAACGGAGUGAUGUUGCCGCUCCACAAACCUUCCCCCGGUAUCGUACAGAACAUACAGCACACAUAUAGACCCAGUACUGCCUCUAAAUUAGUUAACAAAAGGAAAAUUGAUAAAUUCAAACAAUUCGUUGAAAAAAAUAAGAAAUUAUUUCAAGAAUACUUAAGUACGCAAGUUGACGUUCUAACUCCGAAAGCUCUACUACGACAACUUCAUGCGAACGAAAAUAAACAAAAUAAAUUAAAAGAACAGAAAAAAAUGAUGAAGUCUAAAGUAUGGAGCGAUGACAAUAUCGACGAGCUUCCCAACGGCGACCUGUUGGACAUGGCGCCGGGCACGGGCGUGCGGAUACACAAGCAAAGGGUUAAGGGCCGCAUCUGCCACCGCCACGUGCUGAUGCCGGAGGGCCCCAAGUACGACAGCGCGGGCCGCGGGUACCUGCCGGCGCACGCGCGCGCGGCGCGCCGCCCCUUCGAGCGCACGCGCGAGCCCGCGCUGCUGCUGCCCCGGUGCUGCAACUGCUGCAAGAAGUCCGUGCUCGGCUGCGAG